Molecule: messenger RNA, 1581 nt
Organism: Acanthosepion pharaonis
Lineage: Eukaryota; Metazoa; Mollusca; Cephalopoda; Sepiida; Sepiidae
Source: the annotation of a GenBank genome assembly
AUGCGCCAAUUUUAUUGCCACUAUCUAUCUAUCUAUCUAUCUAUCUAUCUAUCUAUCUAUCUUUUUUAUUCUUCUAUCUAUCUAUCUAUCUAUCUAUCUAUCUAUCCAUCUCUUUUAUUCUGCUUCAUCAUCCAUCCAUCCAUCUAUUCAUUCCCCUUCCAUUCUGCUUCCAUCCAUCUAUCUAUCCAUCUAUCUAUCUAUCUAUCUAUCUAUCUAUCUCUUUUAUUCUGCUUCUAUCUAUCUAUCUAUCUAUCUAUCUAUCUAUCUAUCCAUUAUUCUGCUUCUAUCUAUCUAUCUAUCUAUCUAUCCAUCUUUUAUUCUGCUUCUAUCUAUCUAUCUAUCUAUCUCUUUCAUUCUGCUUCUAUCUAUCUAUCCAUCUAUCUAUCUAUCUAUCUAUCUCUUUCAUUCUGCUUCUAUCUAUCUAUCUAUCUAUCUAUCUAUCUAUCUAUCUAUCUAUCUCUUUCAUUCUGCUUCUAUCUAUCUAUCUAUCUAUCUAUCUAUCUAUCUAUCUAUCUAUCUAUCUAUCUAUCUCUUUUAUUCUGCUUCUAUCUAUCUAUCUAUCUAUCUAUCUAUCUAUCUAUCUAUCUAUCUCUUUUAUUCUGCUUCUAUCUAUCUAUCUAUCUAUCGUUUUACUUAUCUCUUUCUGUCUAUCUAUCGAUCUACACACAUAAUAGAGGAAUUAUCUCUCACUAUGUUCAUGGUAUAAUUAGUUUUAAUUUGCGUAUCUAUCUAUCUGUCUUUGUUUGCGCCUCUAUCCUUUUCACAUCUAUCUAUCUAUCUAUCUAUCUAUCUAUCUAUCUAUCUAUCUAUCUAUCUAUCUCUCAGUCUUUUAAUAUCUAUCUAUCUAUCUAUCUAUCUAUCUAUCUAUCUAUCUAUCUCGUUUGCGCAUUUAGGUAUCUAUUUCCCUUUCACAUCUUUCUAUCAUCGUUUGUGCAUCUAUCUAUCUAUCUAUCUAUCUAUCUAUCUAUCUAUCUAUCUAUCUAUCAGACUUUUAAUAUCUAUUCAUCUAUCUAUCUAUCUAUCUAUCUAUUUAUCUAUCUACAUAUAUAUAUAUAUUGUUUCCCCAACUAUCUAUCUAUCUAUCUAUCUAUCUAUCUGUCUAAAUGUGUUCCUAUUUAUCUGAAUCAUAUCCUAUCAUAUCUGAACGUGUGCAUCGAAGCAAAAGCGCAGCCCGGAGACACACGCCCGCUUCGAUCUGAAUUGAUUCGACCUGUUCAAGCGUCAUAUCUAUCUAUCUAUCUAUCUAUCUAUCUAUCGGAGUGUAUUUUUUCUAUAUCUAUCUAUCUAUCUAUCUAUCUAUCUAUCUAUCUAUAUAUCUAUCUGAUAUAUAUCUUCUGUUCAUUAUCUAUCUAUCUAUCUAUCUAUCUAUCUAUCUAUCUAUCUAUCUAUCUAUAUAUAUAUAUAUAUAUAUAUAUAUAUAUAUAUGCGCCUUUUAUUUUUUUUAUUUUUUUUCAUUUAUUCGUUUAUUUCUUUUUUGAUUUUUUUCCUUCAAUUUUUGGUUUAUUAAUUCCUUUAUUUUCUUUUUUACUUCGACAUCUUUUUCCUUCUUUUUCUUUUCUCUUCUUUUAUUUCUUUCUUUAA